CUCCGCUUUAACUCACGGGCGUUUUGUUAAAGGUGCAAGGUACCUGAUACUGCAGAAGUGCGUCAGAAUCGAACGAACUUUAACCCUAUUCCUAGGUAUAUGUUGUAGCGACACAUAUAUUCAACCUUAGUAGUUGAAGAGCAAGGGUACCAUCUCAAGUAAUGUCAAGUCGAAACUUCAAAGGUAACACCUAUGCACCAUGAUCAAAAUUCCAAGGUUAAGGCGAACCGCGAUGAGGCUCAUUAGCUUUGCAGUCUCAGCAGCCCUCUCGCACCGUUGCUUUGAUCGACUUGGCUUCGGUACUAUGUAUAUAUAUGAAACAAGGCAGGUAGAUGCACAGAUGCGUUCUAGAAACGAGUUUAAUCGUUGCGAUUCUCGAUCGUAUAGUGGGCCGCCACGACCACGAACCAGGCGCGACUCACCUCGACAUGCAGGAGAACAAGGGGUGGAGUUGAUCAACUUCCCAUCCAGUAGUACUGUUCCAUCCUCUCGAAUCCCUUCAGAAGAUAACCGAGCUUUACGGGAGCCCAUCUCUUACUACGAGGCCGGUCAUGGUCAUUUGGGUAUGUUCGACUGGUUCACUAAUUUCAUCUCGGUGUUUUGGUUUUCCAUCGAGUAAACAUCACAUUCGCCAGGCCAGCUGUGUGAAUUGUUAGGUAUCAGAUUCGAUCUGGAUUGGCUCGGGAGCUUUUCCCGUGCCUUGUCAAUUAAUAUAUUUUGCCUGCAGCCUGCAUAUUGUGGCUGAAGAGGAGGGUAUUACUCUUACCAUAUAUGGCCUCGCUAGACAUUCGAAGGCUUGGAGGUCGCAUUCUCCUCGUGUUUCUUCAACUUAGCGGUUAGCUGGCCGACCAAUGCAAUUCGGUUCUCAUGCAGCAUAGUGCCGUCCGUAAUUCGGAUCAACUUAUUUAGUUGCAUCCAGUUACACCUCGACCUUCUUACGCACGUGGUGCUUAUCAAUCUUAACCCAACGUCCUAUGGAUCUUGGUACAGCUAUUAGGACUCAUCGAUACGGAUUCAAUAACAAGAGCGAUUCGACUUUCCAAUCGAGAAGCGUCCAUCUAAAAUGGGUUAUGUACCUAGUACCUAGGUAUAUAUGGAAACAUCUAUGAUAGCCAUAAGUGCAGUUGCGAGGUGCAUCAUAUCAUCAUUGCCUUGGCACGGACCAACUAACCCUUUUGGACUCGCGA
Molecule: messenger RNA, 1187 nt
Organism: Daldinia caldariorum
Lineage: Eukaryota; Fungi; Ascomycota; Sordariomycetes; Xylariales; Hypoxylaceae
Exons: 2
Coding region: 200-619 (139 amino acids)
Source: RefSeq, a predicted model, not a curated record